Messenger RNA from Panthera uncia (snow leopard), 3282 nucleotides. It is a transcript of the gene ZNF784, whose product is annotated as zinc finger protein 784. The record is from RefSeq and is a predicted model, not a curated record. The transcript is spliced from 2 exons. Gene Ontology annotation, biological process: regulation of transcription by RNA polymerase II. Gene Ontology annotation, cellular component: chromosome. The coding region runs from base 274 to 1242 and encodes 322 amino acids. Gene Ontology annotation, molecular function: chromatin insulator sequence binding. NCBI's taxonomy places the organism in Eukaryota, Metazoa, Chordata, Mammalia, Carnivora, Felidae.
GUCGGCUGACUGCCAGAGCCUGCUAAUGCUGGUUAGAAGGAGAAAUUCCGCUUGGCCGGUCGCCACCCAGAGCCCCAACCGCGCGGUCCUCCCCGGCUGACAGGUGAUUAGAAGGGACCCAGAGCUCCCUCCGGGUGGGCGGGGCUCGGCCUCCGUAGAGCUCCACACCCCCCCCCCGCCCGCUAGUGCGCCUGCGCAGCAGCUCUGACGCCGGCCCGAGCCCCGCCCCCUCCCGCCGAGACCACGGGCUUGGGGGCGGGGCCUGGGCACAAGAUGGCUGCCGCGCGCCCGGAGCCCCCGAGUCCGAGCUCAGCGGCCCCGGAGCCGCGAUCCCCGGAGACGCCGGACCUGGUCCUGGUGCCAGAUGAUGGCCGGCCCGCCACACCCCCGAGUGACCUCAUCGAGAUCCAGGUGGUGAAGGUUACGGACACCACGCUGGUACCUGAGCCCCCGGAGCCAGGUUCCCUCCACUGUGCCUUGUGCCCAGCUGCCUUCCGGCUGGUGUCUGAGCUGCUGUUCCACGAACAUGGCCACCUGGCGGGGGCUGAGGGCGGCGGGCAGGGUGGGGACCCCAGCCGGUGUCAUGUGUGUGGCCACAGCUGUCCGGGCCCCGCCAGCCUCCGCGCGCACUACAGCCUGCACACGGGGGAGCGGCCCUACCGCUGCGCCCUCUGCCCCCGGGCCUUCAAGGCCCUGGCGCCUCUGCUGCGGCACCAGCACCGACACGGGGUGGAGCCGGGGAGCUCUCAGAGGCCCCCGGAGGCGGCGGCGGCUCGGGAACAGAGGCCCGGGGUGCCCCAGGAGAGGUCGGAGGUGGUGAUGGCGGCGGCGGCAGCGGGCGCGGCGGUGGGGAAGCCUUUCGCCUGCAGGUUCUGCGCCAAGCCGUUCCGCCGCUCAUCAGACAUGCGCGACCACGAGCGGGUGCACACGGGCGAGCGGCCCUACCACUGCGGCAUCUGCGGCAAGGGCUUCACCCAGUCCUCGGUGCUCAGCGGCCACGCGCGCAUCCACACCGGGGAACGCCCCUUCCGCUGCGCCCUGUGCGAUCGCACUUUCAACAACUCCUCUAACUUCCGCAAACACCAGCGCACCCACUUCCACGGGCCAGGGCCAGGGGUGGGGGACUCUGGCAGCCAGCUGGCGUCCGGGGCCGAGGAGCCAGGGAGUGGCUGUGGGGCAGGAGACAGUCUGGAAGAAGGCCAAGGGGAGACGGCAAAGGUGAAGGUGGAGGUCGCCCAGUAGGCUGGGAGAGCAGGGACAUGGGGGCAUCAACGUGGGAAAUAGGAGGCACAUUGCAAGGGAGGGGGUGGGUGGGAAAAGGAGGCAGGAGAGAGGAGAUGGGGGUAGAGGUGAAAAGAGCUAACAGUGAUGGCCAUGAGCAGCUAGUACAGGAGAACAGGUUUCGGGACACCCACAGACCCAUACAGCACCUCCAUGAGACUCAGAAAGGCACAGACACAGACUUGUGGAUGCCCAGGUACGUGUGAGGAACACAGGCUGGUUUUCAUGCCCAAGCUGCCUGCUCGUUUGGUUGUCCUCAUGCAAGACACAGUUUGUCCCCACAGAGCCUGGGCACCAAAGAGGGUGAGCCAGGGUUGAAUGGAAGGGGCAGAACUGGGGUCAGUCCUUCAUCUACAGAACCCUGGACUAUCUUGGGGGCCUAGGGUGGACCAGGAUGGAAUCUUUUGCCUACCUCACUGGAUUGCACUGAACCUGGGAUGCCUACUCACCCUCAGGCAGAAGACACCCACCAGGUCCUCCAUGAAGAGACUCUGGGAUCCCAUCACCUCGAAGCCAGAGGGUCCCCAAGUCCUAGCUGAGAGCACUUGAGCCUCAAGGAUGUAAGCAUGACCCUAAGGAUCUUGACUCUAAGAGUUGCUCCCUGCUCCCAUGGUGGGCCCUCCUUAACCCACUGACUCUGAGGCAACAACAUUACAACAGACACCAAACAGCCACCUAAUACCCCAUCAUAGGCCUUUAGGUUCAGAGCCCAUGGCCCCCAGGGCUACAGAGUAGCCUCAGUUUUCUCUGAUCUCCUCCACUCCCUGUUUGAAGCAAACAGCUUACUGCCUGACCCAAUGCUAUCCCACGGAAGUGUUGGGGAAGGCAGCAUGGUGGGCUGGCCUGUGUAUGGCAGGUGUGGAAUGAACUGAGUCACUGUGGCGGGGGCAAAAGGAGGACCUGGGAGCUGGAGGUGGGGAGCCUCCAGUUCUAUUAAAGGACUUUCUGAAGGGUCUCUGUCAGUCUUGUGUUUUGGGGGUGGGAGUAGAGGGUCCACACUGUGGUCUUGCCAGGAGCAGUGAAUUGCAGAUCUCUCUCCAAAUCUCUGUUUCCUCAUCUUUACAAUGGGGGUGGACAGUGUCUGGCUCUUCAGAGAUGUUGUGUGCUUCACCUGUGGGAAUGGGUAUCAGGGGAAGUUUGACAAAAUGAAGGGACUCCAGUGAUCAGUAUAUUUAUCAACAAGGGAGAGCCCCGGAUUUGCUCACCUUCCUCUUUCCCAGCAUCUCCCCCGAGAUAGCCCUUCGAGAGGUCAGAGCACCAACAGAACUCAUUCUGUUUUCUCCAAAGAAACACCUGUGUUUCCUGUCAUUGGCCUCACCACCCAAGCUAGAGACCUGGGCAGACUCUUUAAGUCGCCUUGAUCCCUCAUCCACUUAUCUAAUCCCUGCCUUCAUCCUUUCCCUGCUGUUGAGCUGGUUAAGUAUCUUUGGAAUCUAAACACUUUCAUUGUCACUACUCUUGCGGGCCAAGCCAACAAUGAUCCCACAUUUGAAGAGCCACGCGGCAGCACGGGCUCUUCCAAAAACACAGAUCCCCACCUUGUUACCAAUCCACUACUCCUUGUAGCUUCAAGAUGGGAUCGCAAGCCUGAGUGCUUGUACGCGCUGGGUGGCAAUGUAAAUGUAUGAGGGAGGUGGCUGGGUGAGACGGGAAAGUGCCAGCACCAGGGAGGGGAAAUGGCAGAAUUUGGUGGCAGAUUAGAGAGAGGGCAAUGGUUACUCAGCUCUGGGAGAGUGCAGACCGGGUUGCUAGAUCUCCCCAAUUUUUCAGAGGUUGCAUUAGUUCAUAUUAUGCAAAAUCCUUUGAUUUUCAAAUGUCGGCAACUAAGUCAAACUUUAUUAUUAAUUUUUUAAUGCAUGGGCUAAACAAAGGAUGUCAGUGGCUUGCCUCCAGCAGCUGCCAGCUUCUGGCCUCUGGCCUACAAGAUCAUCCAAGCUCUACUGUUUGGAAUUCAAAGCCCUUCAGGAUCCCGCCUCCCACACCGCCCCCCCCACCCAACCU